AUGGAAAAGAAAAUUCUAGUUUAGACAAAACUGGACAAAACAGCUGAGUUGAUUUAAAGGAAAACCAAGUCCAGAGGAUCUUGUAGUAGAGAAGAUUCGUGUAUGUAAAAAUAUAUUAUAAGGACGCGUCUAUAGAAUUUUUUUUCCAUUGUAUUCAUGCUCUUGAUGCACUUGAACAGGAGCUCUGUUCGUAUUUGUCUCGAUUAAAUUCGAUAACCGGGACGAAGCCGGUUCGUUGAACCGACACGUUGCUCGAUACGUUACUAACGUUGAUAUGUUUCACGUUCCGCGAGUGUCACUCGCGUAUGUACAAAGAGGAUAGGGUAAUCGUCGUCUGAUUCCGCUAAACACAAGAGAACGGAAUAGUUAAUUGAUUAAUAUAAGCAAACGGAUGAAAGUUCAAUAAUCGAACAAACGUGAUACUUGAUCUCUUCCAUCAUGAUUCGAUCGAGUCUCGUGCUCAUCCUCGUCAUCGCUACUCCGCACGUCACCGUCGGUGAUGAUUGCAAAGGAUGUGUACCCUUGGAUUCAUAUUCGUUCGACAAGGUUAUCCCCAGGUUCAAAGCAGUGCUCGUUAAAUUCGACGUUGCGUUUCCGUAUGGUGGCAAGCACGAGCAAUAUGCGACUGUAGCGGCCGAUACCAAGGAUUCGGAAGAUCUUCUGAUAGCCACAGUGGGCGUAAAGGACUUUGGCAAUAAGGAUAAUUCCGAUUUGGCACAACGCUACAAUAUUAAAAAGGACGACUUUCCAAUAGUUUUACUAUUCGUACAAGGCAAAUCGGAACCAAUCAGAUUUACUCCCGAAAAGGAUUCCGAUUUUACGGGUGAAUACUUGAAGCGCUUUAUCAGAUCUAGAUCAAGGGUGUAUCUGGGCCUACCAGGAUGCGUGGAACGGUUGGAUAAGCUAGCUGAAGAUUUUAAAGUCGCGGGAGAACAGGACAGACAGGAGAUAUUAAAGAAGGCUAGAAUUUUUGAAGAAACUUUACCGGAAGAACAACGAGAAGCAGCAAAAAUUUAUGUAAAGACUAUGGAAAAAAUUUUGGAGCGUGGCGAUGUAUUUGUACAAACGGAAGAAACGCGCGUACAGGGGCUUCUUUAUAGAGGAAAACUGUCUGAUCAAAAAAAGCGUACGAUGGAAGAGAGACGAAACAUCUUGCAAUCUUUUUCAGCGAGAGAUGAAUUGUAGAGGAUUUGAAUUAUUAAUGAUCGCCUAAGCAAUCAAAUUUUAGUCCAAAUGUUGAUCAUUGUGCUAUUUUGAAUUAUUUUAUACGCUCGAGUUUAUACAAUUAUUCUAUACGUAGCGAUAGAAGUAGAAGCUAUACAAGAGAUGCUUACACUCAGAUGCUUUAUUUAAAAAAAGGUAUCACGUUAUUUUAUCUUUUUGCAUUCCUUAGCUUAUUUCUCUAUAACUCUUAUGUUCUAUGAACGUGAAGUGCGAGACGAUUUACUGUUUCAUGCAAUUUUUUUUUCUUGAGUUUUUUUUCCAUUUUAAACGUUUUAUUUUCCUAGAGUUCUAGAAUUCUAGAUAAUAGAGAUACGUAAUCGUGUUACGCAGUAUCGCAAGCUCUAGAAGAUGUUAAAAAUCGCGUCAAAUUAUGAAAACUGACUUUAAACGAGGUAUAUAAAAAAUGUAAUAAAUGAAAUAUAAAAGCACAUUACGUUGGCUAAAUAGAUGAAGAGAUCAAGAACACGUAAUGCGUAACACGUAUUAGCUAUUGGUAGAAUAAAAACAAUAAUAUUGCCCAUUAGUAUUACAAAUGACUGCCGAGUCAAUCACGAUUGGCAUUUGCGAUGGCCAACCAGAGUUCGUAACAUCGGUUUCACUUUUCUGAUUAUCUAGGAGACUUCUACAUUCUUCUAAAUAAGAUAUAAAGUACAUAUAAAUAUAAUUAGGCAAUGAAUAUGAAAAACGUAUGAUUCUCAUACUCGAGAAUGUAUCUUGUCAAAUCGGACAAGAUAUCGGAUAAAUUUAAUACAUUUACCACUUGUAUAUUUGAAAUAGAGUUCCGUUAUGGGAGAGCCAAACUGGUCUCCAUUCCUUCCAACAUAAUGGAUCUGUUAACAAUAGUUAUAAAGCGAAAAUGACAAUUGUUCAAUUCAUUUAAUCUUCUUUGAUAGUUUUGAUAGUCCUUUUCGGAAAAUGUAAUAAUUUUGAAACUAAGGGGAGAUCUUGAAUUUGAAUGGAUUAGAUAGGUAGGAAAUGUGUAUUGAAUAAAUUUAGUACACACAAAAUAGCAGUUGACACAAUUAAGAUUCAUUAUAAAUAUUUUCUAAGAAAAUGGAACGUUGACAGGUUGUGGAUUAAGAUGUUAUAUCAUAAAUAAGUUAGUCAAUUUUAUAUCGAUUAUUGUAUACACUUUCAACAUAUUAUUCACUCUCGUUAAGGAAAAUGUAUUGUGCGAUCAUUAACUAUAAAGAAAUGUGAUAUAAUGCAUAAAUCAUCUUUGUGAAAUAAUGAACGAAUAAAAUGCAGAAUGCUUUUUGUUCGUA
Molecule: messenger RNA, 2489 nt
Organism: Solenopsis invicta (red fire ant)
Lineage: Eukaryota; Metazoa; Arthropoda; Insecta; Hymenoptera; Formicidae
Gene: wbl
Product: endoplasmic reticulum resident protein 29
Exons: 3
Coding region: 439-1185 (248 amino acids)
Biological process (GO): protein secretion
Cellular component (GO): endoplasmic reticulum lumen; endoplasmic reticulum
Source: RefSeq, a predicted model, not a curated record